Messenger RNA from Mya arenaria, 2621 nucleotides. RefSeq lists its product as uncharacterized. The record is from RefSeq and is a predicted model, not a curated record. Gene Ontology annotation, biological process: protein polyubiquitination; proteasome-mediated ubiquitin-dependent protein catabolic process; negative regulation of translation. The transcript has 3 exons. The coding region runs from base 171 to 2297 and encodes 708 amino acids. NCBI's taxonomy places the organism in Eukaryota, Metazoa, Mollusca, Bivalvia, Myida, Myidae. Gene Ontology annotation, molecular function: ubiquitin protein ligase activity; translation repressor activity.
CUAAAUGGAUUCUAUGUCUGCAGAGACGUAUUUUAGUAUUUUCCGUGUAGAAAUCUAGGAAUAUGCUUUAUAAUUUAUUGUUCAUAAACACAUACAAGUCAUAAGUACUAAGAUUUUAUAUUAACUUAAGCAGUAUAUUUUUUGUUACACCGUUUUGACUAAACGUCACGAUGUCUAGCGCAACGUUUCGUCACGUCAACGGGAUGUCGGUAAAGUUUGAACUGCUGCGGGAGAUGAAACACUGGCGGAAGUCAUGUGAUCGGAGUCUAAGUGACGUCGUAAAAGGCUUAUCAACGUUACGUGAAGCACGUGUACGCGUGAAGCGCGAGAUCCACUGCGCUCGUGCUCUUUUUGAAGAGCGUCUGAGAGAAAUGGAGCAAUUGGCAGAGAAAAGAUUGCAGGCACUUGUUGGACUUGAGGAAGACACUCUAAAUAAGUUCGCCAAGAAACUUACUGAUAAUCAAAAGAAACUUCAAAGGACAGAAUCAUUGCUGAAGGAAAACCUUGUAGGGUUCAAACUAAAACGUACAAUAGACGAGGGCAAGCAGCAGUCACUGCGCAUGCGCAAUGCCCUCCUAGAGAUCCGGAAGUAUGACAUGCCGCUGGGUCUGGAGUUCCAGGUCAGUGACCAGCUUGACACAGUAAUAGAGUCAGCUGCCCCCCUGGGAGACUGCAGUUUAAAAUUGUCCUCACGCCAAAACUCACGAAAUCCGAGAACAGGCUCGUGUUUCCUCACAACCGAGAGUAUAAGCGGUGUUGAUGAUUAUGAAACAAAAUCAACCUUAACAAAUGGCACUGACAAUCCAUCCGAACCGUUCGAUGAAAGUGAUAUUGUUGGAGACUUGGAGGCGCUGUUUGCUCUUGAAGGAAAGUAUGAACAUUCCUUGAAACCGUUUCUGGAUAGUGUAAAAGAUCUAUCUCUGAAAUACAACAUCGAAAAGGUAGAGAAGGCCAAUGAAAAGCGAACGAAAUUAAAGAAUUCAAACAGAACAAUUACAAUGAAUGCAGUGCAAAUAAAGCAAAGCGAAAUGCGACCCAAAAGUGCAAUUAAGCCACACUCAAGCAUGAAAAAGAUCACAACCCGUCUGUCCAAGUCCGCACAGGAAGAGGGUCGAACCAAGGCCACGAUCCAAAGAAACAAUAACACGUGCUUGAAUGACAUUACGCGGUUCGUUCCGUUUGAGGAGCAGGGGCCGGAGGGAGACUUAACCCGGAAAGUUAGGAACCCUGUUGUUCGUUACCAUGACUUCGACUUCGUCAAAGAAAUAACGUCUGUAUCUGAUCAGAACGCGAUCAUUGAUGGCGACGUUAUUUUGCAGAAUGGCUCGGCACAAGGUUGUUCUUUCGUUCCUCAACCGAAGCCAAGACUGCGUAGCGCCAGUUCGCAGGGGUCCACAGGGACGUCAUUGAGUUCCGUCAGCUACAAGCCCUCCAACUCCCUUGCCAGUCGUCCAGUAUACGUUAGUGCCUCAGACCUGGACAAAUCCAGCUCCUACUUUAACUACAUAGCCCGUUUUCAUACAAAGAAACAUCCGCUCGAGACUGACCUCUGUCGCUUGUCCGGGAUCGCCUGUCUGGACAACGGUCAAGUGGUUGUCACUGACAUCAACCAUCUCCAGAUCAUGCUGUUCGGCCCAGACUAUCACUAUCUGGAUGCCCUUGAAUGUCCAUCGCCAAGUGGAGUAACUGUCUGUGAUGAUAACACUGUUGCUGUCGCGUUGUUUCAUAAUAGGAAAAUAAUGUUGGUUAAGGUACAUACUAUUCAUUUGGAGAGAUUAAAAGAAUUUCAUAUAAAUUGUAUAGAGACGUUGUAUGACGUCGUUCACCGCGCGGGUUCCUUCUACGUGUUGUGCGCAUUAGGUGAUGUGCACGUGCUGGACGGCGACGGUAAGCAGACGGCAGUCACUUCCACGCGCAUAGGCGGAGGAGAAGCGAGAUAUAUUGAAGUGGAACCUGAACAAAAAAGAAUAUUUAUUUCCGGGAACGGCAUGGUCGUUUGCUUUGACGAAGAAGGCACACGUCUCUGGCAAUUCGCCAGUCCUUCCGUUCAUAGACGCUUCACCCCCGUCGGUCUUGUCCUGUUUAAUCAACGUCUCUUUGUGACUGACUGGAGCGCCCAUAGGGUUCUAGAACUCUCCCUCGGUGGCUCGCACGUGCGUGACGUCAUCGUGGAUAACGUGGAGUAUCCGCACGCGCUCACCGUGCGCCAGACGACUGGCAGCGUGCUGGUCACUCAAAACAGCAUGUUCAAACAGGAGGCGAGAAGUCGUUCUAUAAAGGUGUUCCAAGUGAAAUGACAAACUAUGGAUUUUAAGUUUACAUUCUUGUGUGAUGGAGCAAUUUUCGGUUACUGUUGUGUACAAGAAGUUAUACUGGACAUGUCCUACCCUUAGAUGUAAGAAUAUGACGCGUCUGUAACAAUAAUACGUUGCUGUCGCUCGUCGGUUUCUGGCGGUCAAUAGCAAAUAAAUGUUUUCCAUAAGUAUGGGGCUUACUAAAGUUAAGCACGCAACAUGAACUUUUCGUAAAACGACAACCACGUUGCCACUAAAGACACCAAUAGCAAGGCUGUCACUAUACCCUGAUUUACACGUUCAUUGUAAUAAAACUUACAAUUACAA